AUGAAUACUAUAAGCAAUUGUGAAUUAGCAAUAGGUAUAAUUGACAAAGGAGAAAUCUUAAAUAUCAAUAGUCCGUCAAGUAUUCUAAACAAAUCAAAAGUAACCUUACUAUUACAAAGUACUUUAACACAUAAUUAUAAUUAUACUGUAGAAAUAAAACAGAAAGAAACUUCUGAAUGUCAUUUUGAGUCAAAUCCAAAUGAUCAUGUGUUUUUAAGUAUUAAUUUUUGUUUACCUCAAAUAAUUUCUGGUAUAUUAAAGUCAAAUGAUAAUUUUUAUAUUCUUUCAAACAAAUCCGGUUAUAGCGAUAUCUUUCAAUUAACGACUAAUUCAAUUAUUCCUUGUCCUUCAUUUCAUAAAAAUAGACAUAAACGACAAUCUUCUAAAAAAAAUAAUUUUGUAAGAAAACCUGAUUACUAUGAUAAUUAUAUAAGUGAUAAAAAAAGAUAUGUUGAACUUGGAUUAAUUGCCGAUAAUUCAAUAUAUAUAAAAUAUAAUAAAGAUGAAAAACUUGUUAAUACACGUCUUCAAGCUAUUGCAGAUUUUGUAAAUGUCCUAUAUUCACCUUUAAAUAUAUAUGUUUAUUUAACAUAUGUUGAAGUUUGGAAGGAUAAAGAUUUAAUUACUGUUUCUGAAGAAUCAAAUGUUUCAUUACAAAAUUUAGUAGAAUAUAGAGUAAAACUAAUGAAACAUCAACCACAUGAUAAUACACAUUUAAUAACAAAUAAAGUAUUUAAAAAUAGUGUUAUUGGAAAAGCAUAUAAAGGUACAAUGUGUGCUAAUGAUAAUUCUGUAGGUGUUGAUAUGGAUCAUAAUCCUAAUCCUGCUUUUGUUGCUGCUACAGUAGCACAUGAAAUGGGACAUAAUUUUGGUAUGGAACAUGAUGCACCAUAUCCUGAUCCAUGUAAAUGUGCAAGUCCAAUUUGUAUUAUGUAUGUAGCAAGCAACUUAACUCUACCUAAUCAUUGGUCAGAAUGUAGUUUAAGUCAACUUAGUACAUCACUAAGUCGUGGUGUUGAUUAUUGUUUAAUGAAUGUUCCCAAAACUAAAAAAGGUGACUCAAAAUGUGGUAAUGGUAUUGUUGAAGCGGGUGAAGAUUGUGAUUGUGGGAGUACAGUACAUUGUGAUUCAUCAUGUUGUAUUCCAGCAACAUGUAAACUUUCUGAUAAUGCAGAAUGUGCUAGUGGUGAUUGUUGUGAUUUAAAAACAUGUAAACCUAAAAAAAAAGCUAUGAUGUGUCGAUUACCUAAAAGUGAAUGUGAUUUACCAGAAUUUUGUGAUGGUAAUUCACAAUAUUGUCCUGCUGAUUUUUAUAUUCAAGAUGGUGUACAUUGUCCAUUAUCACCUGAUUCGUUCUGUUAUAAUGGUUAUUGUGGAGAUAGAGAUAAACAAUGUGCUAAAUUAUGGGGUGCUGAAAUACAUAAUGGUGUUGAUAUAUGUUAUAAAAAACUUAAUAUUGUGGGAAACGAAUAUGGAAAUUGUGGUUAUAAAAAUGAUACAUUUUUUAAAUGUAAAGAACAAGAUGUUUUUUGUGGUUCAUUACAAUGUGAUAAUCUUAAUAAUCAACCAAUAUUUGGUGAUCCAUAUUCUAUACGUAGUGUAAUGUCAUGGGCAAAAGAAGGUGAUAAAACUACAACAUGUAGAACAUUUAGAACUACGUAUUCAAUAAAUCUUAAAGAUAGAGAUCCUGGUAUGGUUCCUGAUGGUUCUAGAUGUGGUAAUGAUAAAUUCUGUGUAGGAGCACAAUGUAAACAAAAAAGUGAUGUUAUUGCAACUUUACCAUUUUGUGAUCCAAGUGAUUGUAAUAAUUUAGGAAUAUGUAAUAAUGUUGGAAAUUGUCAUUGUAAAUAUGGUUAUGGUGGUACAGGAUGUGAAAUUCCUGGAUAUGGUGGAUCAAUUAAUAGUGGUCCAAUGCAUGAUACAGCUGCUUUUAGACCAUUUUUAUGGGUAAUGUGGUUUUUUAUAUUUACAAUUGCAAUUUUUGGAGGAUUAUCAUAUUAUUAUAAAAAAAAUAAAAACAUUUGUUUACCUAAAAUUGUUUGGAAAAAAUUUAAAAAUGUUUUAAAUAUUCGUGGUAUGCUUGUUCCUGUUAGAAAAGCUCCUGCUCCACCUAAUCGUUUACCUAAACCAAAUGAAAAUAUAAAUGCUGCAUGGGGUACUAAUGAAAAUGAAGUUCAUGCUGGAGAUUUUUUAACAGCAAGAUUUAUUCCUAAACCACCAUCAUUUAAACCUCCAACAUGUAAUUAUACUGAUGGUGGUAGUUAUGUACAAUUAUCGGGACCUAAGAAUUAUUUUACUUGUGAUAGACCAAAAAUCCCACCUCCGAUAGCACCAAAUAAUGAUGUUUGUAAAUUACAAAAUACAUAUAUUAAUGAAAAAAUAGAAGAUAAUACAUCUCAUUCAAAUACUAAUGAUAAAAUUAGUCAUAAACAAAUGAAUAUUCCAUAUAAUAUUAAUAAUGAGUAUGAAAUGAUGCAUUGUAAUGGAAUACAACGUCCAUCACAACCACCACCACCUGUUCCUAAGCACGGUAUUAAACCAAAAAUUGCAAAAAAACCAAUUAUAAAGAAUACAAAUUAUUAUGAAGAUAUUGUAUCAGAUAACCAAAAUAAAGAUAUCAAACAUCAACAAAAUGAUAAUAAUAAUGAUAAUUUAACAGAAUCCUUGCCAAAAAUUAAUGUGAAGGACCUUGCAAAACGUUUCGAUGAAAAGAUAACUAAAUAA
This is a messenger RNA of Strongyloides ratti, 2724 nucleotides long. RefSeq names its product Neu3. The transcript is spliced from 3 exons. NCBI's taxonomy places the organism in Eukaryota, Metazoa, Nematoda, Chromadorea, Rhabditida, Strongyloididae. Bases 1 to 2724 code for a protein of 907 amino acids. The record is from RefSeq and is a predicted model, not a curated record. Gene Ontology annotation, molecular function: metalloendopeptidase activity. Gene Ontology annotation, biological process: membrane protein ectodomain proteolysis.